Messenger RNA from Trypanosoma theileri, 1281 nucleotides. RefSeq lists its product as uncharacterized. Gene Ontology annotation, cellular component: membrane. The coding region runs from base 1 to 1281 and encodes 426 amino acids. Gene Ontology annotation, molecular function: transmembrane transporter activity. Gene Ontology annotation, biological process: transmembrane transport. NCBI's taxonomy places the organism in Eukaryota, Euglenozoa, Kinetoplastea, Trypanosomatida, Trypanosomatidae. The record is from RefSeq and is a predicted model, not a curated record. The transcript has a single exon.
AUGAGACUCAAAACAUUAAAGGUUUUAUUAUUUCAUGUUCUCUUAGGGCAAGGAGUAGCCUUUUUGAACUCCCUUACCGGAGUGUCAACAACCAUGCUGGUGAAUGACGACGCCAGCUAUCCUCUUCUUCAGUCUGUUACUGCAUAUGCAUUUAUUUUUGUUGUUUACGCGCCAUUAUUAUUGAUUCUAUACUUUCGUAGUCGACAUCAACGGUAUAAAAAUUAUAAAUUUUUUUAUCGUCCAUGGAAAUAUGCCAUUCUAGGUCUUAUUGAUAUGGAGGCAAAUUUUGUUGUUGUCAAAGCAUACCAGUAUACAGAUAUUAUAUCUGCCCAGCUUUUGGGAUGUUUUAGCAUUCCAUGCGUACUUAUUCUUAGUUUCUUUAUCUUGAAAAUGCGUUUUGCCCUCACACACAUAAUUGGAUGUAUUAUUGCUACAGGUGGUUUGGUACUUCUUGUUGUUUUGGAUGCUGACGGUAUAUCACGUGAUAUUGUGAGAGAAAAUGUUGUUAAGGGUGAUUUAUUGUGUCUCCUUUCAGCUGCUCUCUACGCUACAAGUAAUGUACUAACUGAAAGUUUUAUAAAGCCCCAAUUCAGUGGUGGACAAAUUGAGAUGACAGAGCCUUUAGGUGUAACAGGUACGAGGGAAGAGUGUGGUGACAAUCUUGGUGACGUGGUUUUUACAUAUCGUGAGACUCAACCAUCAGGAAGGGUCCGUGAUGGUUUCAGUGACUCUGUCAAUAAUACUCGUACUGGUGAGGUUGAGAAGAAUACACAGAUGAUGGAUGGGGAGGAAACGGCGCAGCGACACGGGGGUCAACAAACCUUUGAAGAAGUGACAGAUGUAUUACCAGAUGUGCCAAAGUAUAUUCCCCUAGUGGAAAAUUUAUGCUGUAUGUCUGCAUGUGCACUGGUGUUUGCCACAAUACAGUUUUUUGCUGUAGAGUGGAAAAGUUUCGCUCCUAAUAGGGGGUCAUGGUCGAACAAAAAUUGGUUAUAUCAAAUGCUCUUUGGACUAACGAUGCUGUGUGUUUAUACGGGAUUACCAGCUCUUUUCUUGAUCACAAGUGCAGCUUUUGCCAAUGUUUCCUUACUUGCGGUGAGCAUAUACAGCAUUAUUUGGAAUGUGACGAUUUUUGGUAUAUUUCCAACGUCCAUGUUUUUUGUCUCAUAUGUGAUAAUUAUUUGCGGCAUUCUUCUUUAUGAUCUAUCUGAUGUUCACUGGCGGUGGUGCCCCCGUGCCAACUACCCCUGCGGUGACCCACGCGUGACAGUGGAUAUGUAA